AUGACCGAGAAUGCCACACGCCCAUUGAAUGGCGAUAUGGGAGCGAUUCCCCUUUCACGUCGUACAGUCGACUUCGUUCCUGAAAAUACGGUGAAAAUCUUCCCGAUGCAUCCCCAGGGCGUGAAUGGAAACGGUGUCCUCGACGAUAGCUCCGACAGCGCCUCCGUCUCCUCAGAAUCACACGAGGCGAACGGUACCAGAGAACGCAAGCGGCCGAUAAUGGCUCGCAAGGCUUCGUCACCCAUGGCGCCCACCUUCAUGGUGUCUGCGCCGGGUAAGGUCAUUGUAUUUGGAGAGCAUGCUGUGGUCCACGGUAAGGCUGCCAUGGCCGCAGCCAUCUCUCUUCGCUCUUACCUCCUUGUCACCACCCUCUCGAAAUCACAGCGCUCGAUCACCUUGAACUUCCGCGACUUGGGCCUCAGUCACACUUGGGACAUUGAUGCCCUACCUUGGAACAACCUAGUCACCGAGCUCGACCCCGAACUCGUCGAAGCAAUCGAACCGCACCUCCAGGGCGUCUCCACGGGCCUUCCGGAGGAGCAGCGCAACAUCCAUAUUCGUUCCGCCUCCUCAUUCCUCUACCUCUUCCUCUCCCUGGGUUCGCCGCAAAGUGCAGGUGCCAUUUACACACUCCGUUCUACCAUCCCCACUGGAGCCGGCCUGGGCAGCAGUGCUAGUGUCUGCGUCUGUCUCAGUGCUGCACUCCUUCUUCAAAUUCGAACACUCGCCGGACCCCACCCAGACCAGCCGCCAGAGGAGGCAGAGACACAGAUUGAGCGCAUCAACCGCUGGGCGUUCGUUGGAGAGCUCUGUAUCCAUGGCAAUCCCAGCGGGGUGGACAACACGGUGGCCGCGGGCGGCAAGGCUGUGAUUUUCCGGCGCGACGAUUAUUCCAAACCUCCAACCGUCGUGUCACUGCCUACUUUCCCCGAACUACCCCUCCUCCUUGUCAACACCCAACAAGCGCGUUCCACAAAGACGGAAGUCGACAAAGUGGGAGCCUUGCGAGAGGCCCAUUCUAUUGUGACGGAGUCCAUUCUCAAUGGCAUCGAUCAAGUGACCUGCUCCGCACGACGCUUGAUCGAGGACCCCGACUUCGAUGGAAUGUCCGAAAGCACACUUGCUCACUUCGGCACCCUGAUUCGCAUCAACCACGGCUUCCUCGUCUCUUUGGGCGUCUCCCACCCCCGUCUCGAGCGUAUCCGCGAACUUGUUGAUUACGCCGACAUUGGUUGGACAAAGCUGACCGGCGCAGGUGGCGGUGGAUGCGCCAUCACGCUCCUCCGGCCCAAUGCGAACCCGAAAGUCAAGCAGGAGCUCGAAAAGAAGUUCGACGAAGAAGGUUUCACCAGAUACGAGGUCACACUCGGCGGUGACGGUAUUGGUGUCCUCUACCCAGCUGUCCUCCGUAACGGCUCAGAUGAAGAGGGUGGCGAGGAAAUCGAUCAACAGAAGUUCGAGAACGCUGAGGGUCCCGAAGGCAUCGAGCGCCUUGUUGGUGUCGGAGUGGAAGAAAAGAGAGAAGGCUGGAAGUUCUGGAAGCGUGCUACGCAUUCAGAUUAA
Messenger RNA from Penicillium paradoxum, 1563 nucleotides. It is a transcript of the gene erg12, whose product is annotated as mevalonate kinase. The record is from RefSeq and is a predicted model, not a curated record. Gene Ontology annotation, cellular component: cytoplasm. NCBI's taxonomy places the organism in Eukaryota, Fungi, Ascomycota, Eurotiomycetes, Eurotiales, Aspergillaceae. The transcript has 2 exons. Gene Ontology annotation, molecular function: mevalonate kinase activity; ATP binding. Bases 1 to 1563 code for a protein of 520 amino acids. Gene Ontology annotation, biological process: isoprenoid biosynthetic process; ergosterol biosynthetic process.